GAUUAACGAGCAACACUCAACAGUAGUAUCGAUUAUAAUCGCAUAUCAAAAAUGUCGCCAAUCAACCUUUGAUAAUAUGUUCAUCACAAUACACUUUGGAGAAAACCAAGUGUUAGUUUGUAAUCCUGAGUGCAACAUUAGAAACUUGCUGGAUAACAUCAGACGAAGGUGUAGCUGUCAGACGGCAGAUACAAUUGAUCUGACAGACACCAGAGGUAAUCUCCAGAACCUGUCCCUGUUAUCCCAAUACGACCUGGCUCAUGCUUCUCAUCACCUGACAGAUAUUAAUAGAGGAGAGUACAUUCUCCUAAAAAUAGAGCACGAUGAAACUGGAAAAGUACAGCACAUUCCGUUGUUGGAAAAAGCUUGCUUCAAUUAUCCUAUUUUGUUAGAUAGCUUAGAUAUCCCGACAUGGGUCGAGGGUGCAGGUCAAAGAAGCAGCUCCAGAAAACUUAAUCGCCUGAGGCUGGCCACAAAGUUGGUAAUGGCAGCUGCCCACGAGAAAAAACAUAAACCUCCAAGUGCCAACAGAAAAUCUAUCAACCGGUCAGCAUCAUCAGGGGAUUCGCCGAAUAAAAAAGAGAGACGGCUAUCAAACGCAACUUCAAUAGAUAAGGCGAAGAAGAACAAAAGAUAAAAAGUUUAUCGGUAUACUUCACUGGAACCUCCAAUUUGAUCAAAAUUAAAUGAUCAGCAAUUUUGACAUGUACACUACAGCUGAUAUAACUACUGUGCAUUAUGUUGAAUGAACAAAAAAUCUCUCGAUUGAUAUAAGCCGUAUCACUCAUUUCCCAUUGAUCUGAUCCUUGAAAAUUGUUUUAAGUGUCGAGCAUUGUCAGUUAAAAGUUCUAAUUUUUAUUAUAAAUUAUACAGACUAUAGCUAAUGCUAUGUCGUUAUGAUCAUACAAGUUAC
Bolinopsis microptera is the source of this 913-nucleotide messenger RNA. RefSeq lists its product as uncharacterized. The coding region runs from base 77 to 637 and encodes 186 amino acids. The transcript has 6 exons. NCBI's taxonomy places the organism in Eukaryota, Metazoa, Ctenophora, Tentaculata, Lobata, Bolinopsidae. The record is from RefSeq and is a predicted model, not a curated record.